CUGUGGUCUUCCGGUUACCAGCCCAGCGGUCGCAGUGUAAAUCGCAUAGUGGAUUUCCCCACACAAUACCCAGCCCUGGUUGUCAUUGCGAGCAGAGCCGACGCUUCUCCUGGAGAUCGCUUUGUAGCCAGCUUUCCAAAUGAGUAACGGGGAGUGUGACUGCUUCUGCUUCUUCCGUUGCUGCUGAGCGAACUCUCUACGCGCCUCGGGCAGACGGGAAGUGUUUCUAAACAGUGAGGCAAGCAGCUUGAACAGCACGCAAGGAGAAGAACCGACGUGGAGCUUUAAACAAGUCAUUUAAGCCACUCGAACCACCGACAGGUAGGCGAGCUGUCUACCUGUCCGGGUGGCUGAUCCAAUCGAUUGGAUGUCUGUGGACAUGAACAGCCAGGCAUCGGACAGCAAUGAGGAAGACUUUGGGGAGAACUUUGAAGACGAGGGAGAUGAUGAUGACGAUGGAGGAGACGAUGAUGAUCAGGCCGACAUUGAGGACUACUAUAUCGGCGUGUCCAACGAUGUGGAGCAGCAGGGCGCUGACUCCUUUGACCCCGAGGAGUACCUGUUCACCUGUCUGACCUACAAGGAGAGUCAGAGGGUGCUGUUAGAGGAGGUGAACACUGUGGCUGCUGCACUGAAGGUUGUACCAGCGGUAGCAAAACUGGUCCUGGUGCAUUUGCACUGGCACUUUACACAAAUACUGGACAGAUACAAGUCCAACUCGUCUCUGCUGAUGUCGGACGCUCUGGUCCAGCCCAGCAGCACCUCCAGAACAGUCACUCCCACCCAGUCCCUCCAGUGCGGUGUGUGUCUACAGGUCGUACGGAGAGACGCCCUGCUGGCUCUGCCCUGCCAGCACUCCUUCUGCCAAGGAUGCUGGGAACAGUACUGCACUGUCCUGGUCAAAGAUGGCCUGGGAGUGGGUAUAUCGUGUAUGGCUCAGGAAUGUUCCCUGCAGAUGCCAGAAGACUUCGUCCUGUCGCUGCUGCCAGGAGAGGAGCUGAAGGACAAAUACAGACGCUACCUCUUCAGAGACUACGUCGAGAGUCACUUCCAGUUGCAGUUGUGUCCGGGUGCAGACUGUCCCAUGGUGAUCAAGGUGCAGGAGCCGCGGGCGCGCAGGGUGCAGUGCAGUCGCUGCAGCGAAGUCUUCUGUUUCAAAUGCCGUCAGAUGUACCACGCUCCCACAGACUGCGCCACAGUCCGGAAGUGGCUGACCAAAUGUGCAGAUGACUCGGAGACGGCUAACUAUAUCAGCGCUCACACUAAAGAUUGUCCUAAGUGCAAUAUCUGCAUUGAGAAGAACGGAGGGUGCAAUCACAUGCAAUGCUCCAAGUGCAAACACGACUUCUGCUGGAUGUGUCUUGGUGACUGGAAGACUCACGGCAGUGAAUACUACGAGUGCAGCCGCUACAAAGAGAACCCUGACAUAGUCAACCAGAGCCAGCAGGCUCAGGCCAGAGAGGCCCUCAAGAAAUACCUCUUCUACUUUGAGAGGUGGGAGAAUCACAACAAGUCUUUGCAGUUGGAGGCUCAGACGUACCAGAGGAUCCAGGAGAAGAUCCAGGAGAGAGUGAUGAACAACCUGGGAACCUGGAUCGACUGGCAGUACCUGCAUAACGCUGCAAAGCUCCUGGCUAAGUGCCGCUACACCCUGCAGUACACGUAUCCCUACGCCUAUUACAUGGAGUCCGGCCGGAGCAAGAAACUGUUUGAGUACCAGCAGGCCCAGCUGGAAGCAGAGAUAGAAAACCUGUCGUGGAAGGUGGAGCGGGCCGACAGCUCCGAGAGGCCGGUGGUGGUAGGAGAGGGAGAGCUCUGCGCCAGCGACAGAGGGGAUCUGGAGAAUCAGAUGCACAUUGCUGAGCAGAAGCGACGCACGCUGCUGAAGGAUUUCCAUGACACCUGAACAUCCCUCGCCACUGCAAAGCACCAGCAUCUCCCUCCUAACUCCCCUCCCUGCUUUCUACCUUUGCUUCCUCUCAUGACCAUCCCUCGGUGCAAUCAUACUUACCCCACCCCCUUCUGCUCCUCUACACUCACUCAUUUGAUUCUUUCCUUCUGUCUUUCGCUCCUGUCACUCCCAAAAUGCUGCAGGGUCACAGAAUGGCACGAUUGUAUCUCCCUUUUCCUCAUCAUGCUCACCUUAUGUACAUGUUUCGGCUACAGAGCAUCAUGUUCACCAUGGUUACACUUUGAUGGUCUUUACAGAUCUGAUGAUGAAGGUCAAAUUGUUGAGGUCAGAAGCAACAACAUUUUUCCUAUGAUGCUGGAACAAAUAUUACAGAAUAUGUAAAAUGAUGAAAAAAAUGUGUUAAGCAGGCAAAGAAGAUGUGGGUAGUGGACAACUUUUUCUUUAAGGAGACAGUGAUGAUAAUGGAUCUGUUUUCCGUGGUUUCACAUAGACCAUAAUGACAAAGGGCUGGCAGUUGUAGUACUAACUGGAUUCCCCUGAACACAUUUUUUUUUUCUUCAGUUGACUCUCCAAAGCUGCAAAAGGUUAAAUGACAUAAAUUAGAAAUAAAUUGAUUAUGACGUAGUAUUUCUAGAAAGUUUAAUGAAUGAAGCUCUCAACUAGUGAAGUGUGAUCCUUCUAGAUGGAAAGUGCCACUGUCACUGCUUUGGCUUUGAGCAAACUUUAUUACCAACCAGGACGAUAAUAUACAACAUAAUACAUAUUCUGACAUCAUCCCUGUACAUGGUGUGUUUACUGUUGACCUCACAUACUCCUGAUAAUUAACAGAUACCAGUAUUUUCCUACAUAUGAUGCAUGUUCAUGAAAACAAAGUACUAAAGCAUAAGAAUAAUGUUUGUUUAAAUAAUUGAUUUUGUUACCAAUCUUUCGCAAUAAACGCAUCGUCCUUCCCCCUUUGGUUUGAUUUAUAGUUUAUAACCUGACGUACUACAGAUCUUACUGCUAGCAGAUAGUUGCAAGUUGUUAUGGUCAAAGUGAAACUACUAAAUAACUAAAACCCAUUUGUGUCUCUUUAUGCUGUUGUACUGAUUCUGUUGCUUUGUGUUCAGCUAGCGUAUAUCCAAACCAGUGUGAGCCAGACCUCGUUAAACCUAACACUUGCACCUCCACUGAUCAGAUUAUGAAGUUAAGGGUAAUCUAAUCCAUUCAUACACACGACAGGACCCACCUGCCAUCAUAGUCGGAGCAUUAUUAGCACGCAUUAACACAUGCUCAAACAGUCAUUUACAGAAAAUAAACAUUAACAGUUA
Molecule: messenger RNA, 3222 nt
Organism: Gymnodraco acuticeps
Lineage: Eukaryota; Metazoa; Chordata; Actinopteri; Perciformes; Bathydraconidae
Gene: arih2
Product: ariadne homolog 2 (Drosophila)
Exons: 15
Coding region: 368-1906 (512 amino acids)
Biological process (GO): ubiquitin-dependent protein catabolic process; protein polyubiquitination; positive regulation of proteasomal ubiquitin-dependent protein catabolic process
Cellular component (GO): cytoplasm; ubiquitin ligase complex
Molecular function (GO): ubiquitin conjugating enzyme binding; ubiquitin protein ligase activity; zinc ion binding
Source: RefSeq, a predicted model, not a curated record